AUGGUAAGUGGACUGGUAAUGGAAAUAGGCAAUGGUAUGCAAACCCGAUUUUGGGAAGAUAACUGGAUUCAAGGGGGUGUUCUCAAAGGGAGUUAUCCGAGACUAUACUCUAUCUCAAGCCAGCAAGGACUUCUAAUUGGGGACUGUGGCUUUUGGGAUGGGCUUGAUUGGAUUUGGAAUUUCCAAUGGAGGAGGGAGUUGUUCCAAUGGGAGCUAGAACUUGUCAAUCAGCUGCAUGAGAGGUUAAGGCCAGUGAGGUUGUCAUCAGGUCGGGAGGACAGCGUGGUCUGGAAGUUUGACAAUAAAGGUGUUUUCUCUACUCGUUCUGUGAUACAGGCUAUACAAGCGGAGACUCUUUCGGCUGAAAUAACGAGUUAUAGUUUCACGAGCUCCGUUUGGAAAGGUUUUGUUCCUCCGAGGAUUGAGCUAUUUGGGUGGUUUGUGCUAGUUGAUCGAGUUAACACCAAGGAGCGGCUGGGUAAAAUAGGAGUCAACAUUCUGGGGGAUAGUUUGUGUGUAAUGUGUACUAAGGAAUUAGAAUCUGCUGAGCAUUUAUUCCUUAGGUGUGAGGUAGCUUGGCAGGUGUGGUGUAAGUGGUUGAGGUCACUAGGUAGAGAGUGGGUGAUCCCUGGAACCAUUAGGGAAAUGUUUGAAAGCUGGCAUGGCUUGCAUAAUAGAGAACAAGGGCAGCAGAUGUGGAUGAUAGUGUUCUUUGCAGUUAUUUGGAACAUCUGGUUGGAACGGAAUGCACGAAUCUUUAAGAAUACAAGAGCAAGCCUGGAGGUAAUCCACACAAAGACGGUGAUGAGCUAUACAGAAUGGCGUGGUGAUGAUUCUGGGGGAGGCUGUUGA
Arachis duranensis is the source of this 852-nucleotide messenger RNA. RefSeq lists its product as uncharacterized. Lineage: Eukaryota; Viridiplantae; Streptophyta; Magnoliopsida; Fabales; Fabaceae. The record is from RefSeq and is a predicted model, not a curated record. Bases 1 to 852 code for a protein of 283 amino acids. The transcript has a single exon.